This is a messenger RNA of Venturia canescens, 9330 nucleotides long. RefSeq lists its product as uncharacterized. Bases 1025 to 6550 code for a protein of 1841 amino acids. The record is from RefSeq and is a predicted model, not a curated record. Lineage: Eukaryota; Metazoa; Arthropoda; Insecta; Hymenoptera; Ichneumonidae. Gene Ontology annotation, molecular function: protein binding. The transcript is spliced from 16 exons.
AGGAGGACGAGUGUAGAUUGAACCCGCGGUGCUCAGGAUGCCUCGCCCGUUCAAGCCGCCUUUCUAAGCAGCAGCAGCAGCAGCAACAACAACAAGAAACGCAAACGAAAACCAAUCAAAAAUACCAAAAACAAUUGGUGAAAAAACGGUUGUGGGGUUGUUAAUGUUAACACGAACGAAGAGAAAAAGUAAUCGAGCCGAAUCGAUCGCGGCUGCAAAUCAAUUAUAAUCCCAAACUCGCGCGGUCCAUCCCUCGAUCCCAUCGUCUCCCAGUUCGCAUCGUAAACUCAUCGGUCACGUGUGACAACCGCUGUAAUUAGUCGUGGAAGCUGUAUUUCUAUUUUUUCUCCCUUUUUUUUUUUCUUUUCGAGUUAUUUGUGGCAGGCAAGGGGCAUUCGUUCGAUCGUCCGCUGUCAUUAAACCGAGGCUCGCAUAACGCAAUCAAUUUUCCGUCCGUUCGUUAACGAGACAAUGAUCCGGAGGUGCGAUUGAAAAGUGCUUUUUAAGUGCAUCGUUAUCUCGGAGUGAUUACUUAAUUUUCGCGUCGUCCACCCUCGUCCAAGGACAAUAAUCGAAAUAAUAAUAAGUCGUUCCUCCAGCAUGUCUGGAAUAAAACAAUAACAACUUGAAACUCGAAAUGUAAUGAAAGAAUAGUAAUGAUCGCAACAAGAGCUUCGAUGCGUGCGAGCUCGAACCAAGAAUUUUUGAUAAACGGUCGGUAUGCGUGGAUGCACCGACCGGGCAGCUGGUUGUGGCCGUACCUGGCGAGUUGUGUGGCCCUUGGCGCGGUAUAUAAGGGCAAAUCGAUAAGCCGCCCCGACGACGAGAGGUCGUAAAGGGGGUCGGGUGCGGUCGACGAUUCAUCGUAACAAAGCACACGCGGUUUUACUCUCCUCCCAAUACUCAGCCACCGAAUUCUCUCCCAAACACGUGUUUACCUUUUUCUUGCCUAUUUACGAAAUUCUUUUCGCCGAAUACUCCAUCCCUUCUGGCCUUGUGUUCGCCAUUCUUGCGUUUGCUCAACAUGGCGGGAACACCGAUGAACAUCAGCCGACCACUGGAAAAACCACGCUCCUAUCGUGGCCCCAUUAACUCCGAAAUUUCUAUGGAUCCAAGAAAUCUCGAUCCCGCGUACGGACCUGCCAAACCAACCCCCGAUCAUCGACGCAACGUCUACAACGUCCAGACCACCGCAAAUUAUCCUCAGGUGGACGUUUCGACCCAAGUUGAUCUUCACGUGACGAGUACGAUACAUUCGAACUGGGAAAGGCUUGCAACGCCGCUUUAUUCGAGAGAAGAUAUAAAGGAACAAUAUUGCAUAACGAGUCGUCAAUUGGACGCGGUGGAGCGUUCGUCCAGCGGUAUUUUCGGCUGUUUAUCAACGAGAGGACCAUCGCCGUGCGCGGUUACGAGCAAAGUUUCUAUUUUGUCAGCGUGCGUAAGAAGCGCCUCGAGCGACGAGAAUAUUUGUGACGCUCCUUAUCCUCGUAAGCCGCUGCAAAUAUUGUACCAGCAACCCUAUUCCACUUAUUCGGGGAGAACGAUCACGACCUCGCGUUACGAUCAUACGAACAACGAUGCCCUCGAUAAAAACGACGACGAUGACGACGACGACUGGGUCGAGAGUUCCUACUUCCGCCGAAGACCUACCUCAUUUUGCACAGCAUCCGAUCCAAAGAGAUACAGUUGGUUACCAGAGGACGAGGAAUCCAGCAAGAUGGAAGGACCAAGGCCGGUAUUACCGUCGGCCGUAAAUUGCCAUCAAAGUCCUGGAAUAAACAAAGGACCGAAGCACGUGAGCUUCGCCAGAUCCCAUACACUGACUUCCUUCGAAAUCCCUUUAAGCAAGAGUCCACCGAGAGCUACGAAUCACAAUCAGGAGCGUCUGAUCGAUUCGCAACCAACGGUGCAGGGCUCGUUGCCCAGUACAUUUCCGAGCGGUGGCAUUCAUCCCUAUCCUGUCCCCGCACCACCGGAGCCUCGUGUUCUUGUUCUUGAAAAAGCACCGAAGCGCGGCGGGAUGAAGACGCAAGCGACGCAAACCGAGGUCCCAGUUAACUUUCGUCGAGCCGCUCCGGUUACGCUGAGUCCUCGAACGAUUCACCGAGUCAAGAUGGUCAGCCAAGGAGCACAAACGAAUGGUUUUUUGAACGGUCGAAAAUUGACGAAGAGCUAUUCGGAAGCUGGACAAUUGGGUACGCCGCUCGGGGGUGGAAGCGGCACAAUGAUAUCGUCGUCGGGCGGUGCCGCGUCGGCGGACGAGGGUGGGACCGAACACGAGCCCUUGCAACGCACACAAAGCGAGGAACCACCGAGGUCACCCUUCCUCGUCGAGACACCACCCGAAGAGUCGCCAAAAGCUAUUCCCCAUUAUGUCAACAUCGGUAACAAGAGAAGCGUCAACGGUGAAGCGGGGCCAAGGCCGUCGUCGGUUUCCGGAGUGCGCUCGAGCGAGACGCCAAAAAAAUCGAGAGAAAUCGAGCCGCCGGAGGACCAAGAAAUUCUUAUCGAUUUCAAACCAGCUCCCAUUUCACCCGAUGCGAGAAGAGCUAUUUUAGCGACCCUCGACAACGAACCCAAACUCCGUCGACCAAUUAAUCAACUUCACAAAACUCUCUCCGACGGGGAGAUCCGUGUGGAACGCCGAGAACUCGUUUGCGAGACCGGGGAGCCGAGUUAUCCGCACAGUUGCAAAAGAAAUUAUCAAGAUCCGUGCUGGAACAGUGGGGCUACCGUUCGACCGCCCGCCCUGUUCUCAUCGACGCCUGCGAAUUUAUCGCUCCUGGCACGGGUAUCACCACCUCAUCCGGAUGUUCAAGCACGCCCCGAGCGGCGCCAGCGACGCCAUCACGAAGAGGAAUUCCACGAGAACAUAAUACGCCGAGGAUUGUUCAGAAAGCGAAGCAUAUCGUUGGAGGACGGAGUUCAAGAUUUCCAGAGCAACGACUUUAUUCUACCUCGAUCAUUGCCAACCUCGCCAACUUCCCCCACCGCCUCCCCAGGCCAGCCGAGCAUCGUACACUCCUCACCGAAGUACGAAAGAAUAAGGCCCAGCUUCCUCCGCACCAGUGCAAUAGUAGUUGCCGCACCGUCGUCGCCAUUCGCCUCGAGUGACUCCCUGACGAAUGACGCGACCAAGGACCACAGUGACGGCAUUUGGAACGAGUCUCAGGCGACGGUACUGCAAGUCGAUUCCCUGGGACUUCUCACGCCCUCCUCGAGGAGGAGACAUCUUCUCUUGCUCCAGCAUCAACAACGUUCAUCGAUGGACACAGAGGCUCUGGACGCUGAAGAAGAUGACGAUAUGGAUUCCGUUCCGCCUGCCAGUCCGAGAAUUCGACUGGAACCAGCCAGCCCUGUUAUUCGCGCACCCACCGGCAUCGACGGGUCAAUGCUCACGAGUCACGUUACGAAUGGAACUCCGAGAGGACGCAGCGGUCUCCGACGACCCAGCCCAUCCUUCGCGCCUCAACCGCUCUCGCAAUCCUCGAGCGACCUGGGUCUCAACCUAGCCCGCGCCGAUUCCGGUGGAAGAACGAAUACGGACCUUUCGGAGGCCUCGACCACCGAGGAUUAUGUCACUGCCAAUACCUCAACCGGAACCGGAACGACCACUGGCGCUUCUGCUGGAACCAGCUCGUGGUCCAGACUCGGUUAUCUGCCGUCGAACGCUGCAACAUCGGGACCCGCCUCAACCACUGCCACAGCAGCCGAUGGCAGCUCUUUCGAGAGCGCCAGCUCCAUUUACAGCCUGGCUAGAAGCGAGGCUGUUAUCGAGGAGCCCAGUAGUCCACCCCCGAUCAUCGAAGAAUUUCCUCCCAUCUGUGACGUCGAGAUGUCCCUCGAACACGAGGAACCGGCACCAUCACCGGCGAGAUCCAGGAGCAGCAGUAGUUCCGGGAGCUACGAUCUUGAAGACGCGAUGCCUGAAGCUGUCCCGGGCCAAAACGAAGCUUACCAAGCCCCGGCGACUCUGAGUCGUCACGGCUCCGACUUGGAGCUAGAUCACGACGACGGCCAUCAUUCAUCCUCGGGCGGCUACGCCGAAUCACCACCCGACCCUCAAUCCUGGACGGAGGAGGAACGACGGCGAAGAAAAAAAACUUUCAUCCUGGAUUUUUCGAGCGGCCAAGACAUGGAAGAGAAGGACAACGAGCCCCGUAGCAUCGGCCAACAACCGACGGUCCAAGUUGGACUUCCGGAAUGCGUGGACGUAAGUCCGACUCCCAGUCACCGACAUCGCCCUGCCAGGGGAAAACUCAAUGCUGCACGGAGCCCCCAUCGCAACAACAAAAUGCGACGUGACACGACGCAAGUUCAAAUAACCGGGAGAAGCCCGGGCUCGGGUGGACAGAAGGACGACUGGAUCAGCAGCGCCGUUGACGAUGCCGUUCAAGUUCCCACUUCGGAUGAUUCCAGCUGCAGUCAUCAUUACCACAUGCAUCAUCACCAUCAUCACGUUCACGGCCAGCAGCAGGAGAGUGGUCGUCAUCGGAGGACGCGUGAGAGUCCCAGACGCAAAACCGGUGGCGGUGGUUACGCAACGACCGGAAGACGUCGAAGCAAUGAGGACAAGAAUGCAGCGAUAACGGGAAGCCUUCCACGUCGAAGGUCUCGUGCUCCAAUCGACGACUGUUCCUCGAGCCGUUUGAGUCCGGGUGGCCGUUAUCAGCGAAGUCCGGGUCACAAUGGCCAUUCCGCAGCAUCGAUAAUCAUCAAGUCCCCAAGCCCAGAGGCCAGGUUGAAAGCACUCUCGGCCGAAUCAUUGAGAUCGGUCAGUCCGGGGAGCGACAGCGUUUUCUACAGCGAAACUGCUGACGUUUCUGGAGCCGCAUUGACGACCCUGAUCGAUGCACCGCACUGUCAAAACUGCGGUAGAGAAGUAUCCGAAGAAAUUGUUCAGCCGCCAGCAGGUUUCGCCGAUUCGCCGGAAGGUCCGCGACCAGUUUCCAGUGCCUCGACCAACAAACACGUCAGCCAUCGUCUUUACAAGAAGUUCGACAAACGCUACAGAUCCGAGGAGCGAGGUGAGAAACGGUAUCACAGCAGGAGCAACGGAGCGGGCGGACGGGCGGACAUCCGUGCCAAGUCCGAGGAGCGUGCUGGACGAUCCAGCAGCCGAGGAUCCAUCGACGACUGUUCCAGACGGAGAUUUCAUGCCAGGAGUACCGAAGCCAGUAUGGAGGUUCUCACAGGACGCGAAGACGAAGACACUUACAUGGAGCCUUAUACCGGUUGCGAGUGGAUCUACAUAAGUGAACUGGAGGAGAGCCACGUAUGGCGUCGUCCUGACAGCCGGGACGGUGAUGACGAAUCAUCCGACGCUGCGGUCAAAGAUCAGAGCAGACGAGGCUCGCAAGGCUCGACCGAGAGUGAAAAAUGCUUCAGGAAAAAGUAUCAGGCUGCUACUCACAGAAUGGUCCAUCGUAAGAGCAGCGGUGAAAUGUACAAGAGGAUCCAAACGAAGAGCUUCGAGAGCGACAAACGCGUCGUUGUAAGACGAGAACCCGGAGGUGAAUUCGGCUUUCGAAUUCACGGCUCGAAGCCCGUCGUCGUAUCGUCCAUCGAGCCCGACACACCUGCCGAGAGUUCCGGUCUAGAAGUCGGCGACAUAAUUAUGUCGGUUAAUGGUAGAAGCGUGAUGGAUGCGACGCACUCCGAAGUCGUGAGGUUGGCACACUCCGGGCCUGAUAUUCUCGAGCUCGAAGUUGCACGUACGUGCAACGUUCUCGCUCCGAAAGUUUCCGUCAACAAUAACGGGGGCGGCGGUGGCGGCGGCGGCGGCGUUGGAAUUAGCGGCGUCAACGGCGGCGUAAAAAGUGGCGCCAAGGAGAGCGCUAUUUGCUCCGGUUAUCUGUGGCGGAAGGCGACCAGCGCGGCUUCCGUUACCCCGGAAAAAUGGGUUCGACGAUGGUUCGCUCUACGACGUGACAAUUGCCUUUAUUACUACAAGACUGACACGGAUUCACAGCCGGUAGGAGCAGUUAUGCUGCUCAAGUACGAAGUGGAGCAAACACCGGGAGCGAGCAGACCUUACAGCUUCGUCAUUAAGAAACAGGGAGCCCCGAGUCACGAACUGGCUGCCGACAAUGAGGAAUCGGCCGCGAGAUGGAGUACAGUUAUUCGCGAAGCUGUUGAAAGAAACAAUCAGGCCGACACGUGGCUCGACGCCUCGUUGAGAAUGCAGGAGGUUGCUGCGUGCGCGAUCCAACGACCCGACUGUUUCGGUUAUUUGUCCAAACAACAGAAACGAGCGCGCAAAACUUCAUCGCCCACCGGUUGGUCGAGACGAUAUUGCGUUCUGAAAGACGCUGCGCUCUAUUUUUACGACGAUGCCAACGCUGAAAAAGCCUUUGGCGUUGCUUGCCUCCACGGCUUCAGGGUUCACGGCAGCGCUCCCAAUUCAGGCGGUCGAAAACACGCUUUCGAAUUGCAGCCACCCGACCCCACUCAGAGGAGCUACACGUUCGCCACCGAAACGGAAAUGGACAAGAAAAGAUGGCUCGCAGCGCUCGAAUACUCGAUCGAUCGAUGGAUAAAAGUUGGUUGACGCACCCAAUCAGCCUAGAAACGAAGAUUUUAACGAAGCAGCGACGACCCAUCGAUUUUAGUACUGUAAAGAAGCUAAAAGCUCGAAAGAGAAAGAAAUCCCAUAAGAUAAUCAUGUGUGUCGCCAAAAUAUUUGCAGGUUUAUAUAACGAGCCAACCGGAUAGACGGAGCCCGAAAAGGAGAAGAAAAACCAAACAAUUGAUAGAAAGCCCGCCGUCCCGAGUCCUCUCGAUAUUAUUUAUUACUGCACCCAUUUUUACAAGAAAAACAAAUCAAACGAACGAACGAUUAUUCUUUAUUGAUUUUCUGUUUUCCGCUCCCAUCGACACGAUAGCCGCCUCCUCCUCCUCCUCCCAUGUUCCCCAGUCUCAAGAAAAUUUGAAAAAAUAUUUGAAAGCAUUUUAAGCAAGCAGAAUCAGACUAAUGGAGACAAGCGAAAAAACAUAAAGUUAGAUAAACGUAUACAUUAUAUAAAUAUACACAUGAAAAUAUACACGGAUUGAGAAUUCAGCAUCGAGGCAUGAAAAUCAUUGAGCGAACAAGUACGAACGUUUUUAUCAAGUUUUUAUCUUAGAUUAGUAGGAGAGAGGGCGCUAUUCGUUUUCACAAAUAUUCAAAAUCGAUCCUUUUCUCCAUUUUUAUCACUCAAUCAAAACGAGUCAUUUGUUCGAGAGAUUAAACAAACAGAGCAGAGUUAUAUCAACGAGAUGCCAAAAUAUAAACCAUUCGAUUCCAAAUCGUUUCUGUAUAUUACACGUAUUUGUGUAUGUAUAUAACACACACAUUACAGCAUAUAACAUUGUAUAGAGGAUCCGUUUAAUCGGAUUAUAAAUAUUUUGGUCGAUUGCCAAAGAGGAGAGACUGCACGCGGAUAAAAAUGUAUCAACGAACGGUUGAGAUAUAUAUUGUUUCGAGCAAUAGUUGUUUGUUAUUCAUUGAUAGUUUUUAUUGCGAUUAAAUAAACGUCUGAAUCCGAGACAAACGACGAUCAAGAUAUUCAUAUAUUUAUAUUACGUGCAUACGAAGGUAGAUAUGCGUAUGCACAUAUUUUAGUGUCGAGGCUGUCCCGAGGAUCCAAGUCCAAACGAGAGCGCCUCGAAAAAUCGCGAAACCGCGAGGAAAAGUUUUCAAAUUUUUUCCAAGAUUCGUUUUUUCGAGAAAAAUCAUCGAUUCGACGAAGCUUUCGUUGAAUCAGCAAAAUUUCUUAUUUCGCAACGUGGGGACCCGACUUUGGGGACAGUCGCUCUGUGUGCGUGUGUGCGCAUAUUUACGCUAUGCAUGUUAAUUAUGUUAUACAAUAUAUACAUUGCAAUUGAGAAAGAAACAAGUAAAAUAUAGGAAAUAUAUUGAAAGAAAUAGGACUCGGGGAAGCGAAUACGUCGAAAAAGGGGAUGAAGCGAGUCGAGCGUUUCGUUCGUAUAUGAAAUUUUAUUGAAUCGUUGUUGCUCGUUACGACCCGGAUAAACGAGAUUAAACAAACACAAUAAUGAUAGUUACAAAAAGUACUCGAACACGCGUACGUCGCACCCCUCGUAAGUACACUUUUUUCGUAAGUAAACGAACGAAUGGAGUCACAAGAACAACAACAACAACAACAAGAACCCGAUCAACGUGAAUAUUUGUACCGUAUACAUCGUCUGCAUGCUCGUAUUUAAUGACAAAAACAAGAAAAACCAAAAAAAAAACAAAAACAAAAAAUACAUUUUUAAAAAUUGACAAAUAAACGAAAAAAGUUAAUGCUGAAGCAGCUCUAAACAAAAACAAACUUAUCGAUAAAUAGUUUGAAUAUUCGUGAACGAUUGCGAGUGUGUCCGUUGAGUAACCGAUUAUUCGCACGAUUACAAACAGUUUCGGGCUUACCGCUUGUUUCUUUGUCUUAUUUUGCUUUGAUACUUUGCGCGUGCAUGUGGAUUUCAAUAAUUUCGAAAGAGCAACCCCCAAAGCUCCCCGAUCAUCGUGAAAACUUAAAUAAAAAUGUCUUUUUCGUAAUAUUAUUCAUCCGAAAUUUGAUAUUAUCCGUGCUGGGAAAACUUGAACAUUCGCUUUACUUUGAUUAACUGCUAACACCGUUUCCAGCUGCUGGAAUUAAGUCAAACUAUUUUUCGACCCAUUUGUAAAUUUGCUCAUGUCAAAAACAAGUAACGCGUUUUAAUUGGCUCGAAUCGAUUCUCGAAGGUCGAUGUUCGAAAGAAGGUAACCGUACAAAGUGUGUUCCGGCCACGCGAGCCAGCCCCAAGGAUAUUGAUAAUACGAGGAAACAUUGAGGGGCGAAGGGACAUAUGAUACAUAAAAUGGUAAAAGGAUGGAGUGUGCGUUGUCGAGAGCUUGAGUGUGUGCGUGCGAGAUAUUAAAAUGGUGAAGAAAGAAAGAAAAGGGAGAAUAAAUGAAAUGAAAUAAAGAAAAUUAAGAAAACCCGCUCAAAAAUCAGAGAUAAUAAUAAAGAAUUUAAUACCAGUUAUAAAACGGCGACUGCCAUUCACUGUCUACUAAAUUAUCCUAUAGAUAUUGUCGUCGUUUCGUCGUCAUCGUCGUCGUCGUCGUCGUCGUCCCAUCAUCGUCUCGUCACAUUAUUACUAACGAUUUUAUAAACCAACAACCAACUAGUGCAAUCAAAUUCCAUUCACAAUAACAGAUAAUGCAAAACACAAAAAAUACGAGAAUUUUCCAUACUAUUUUGAAGAAGCGAGGGGAGAAAAACGAUCAACAACAACAACAACAACCAUGCAUGUGCUUCGUCAGUGUAAAGUUGUAUCGAAUAAAUCGUAAUUUAACAAUCGUAA